Messenger RNA from Solenopsis invicta (red fire ant), 2230 nucleotides. RefSeq lists its product as uncharacterized. The coding region runs from base 52 to 1590 and encodes 512 amino acids. The record is from RefSeq and is a predicted model, not a curated record. The transcript is spliced from 4 exons. Lineage: Eukaryota; Metazoa; Arthropoda; Insecta; Hymenoptera; Formicidae.
CUUUCGUAAUAACUGUAGCUAGCCAAUAGACAAGCGCCAGGUGCCUUUUUCAUGGAUCGGACAAUGGCAAAAGGGAGAGCAGCCACGAUAUUUUCAAUUGUGCUGUUGGCUAUAGCGUGUCUUCAUUCUGUCGUGGGGGUCAAGGUCCACACGGAGGUUACGUCCUUGAACGAGACCGCGCACCACGAUGACGACAUCGUCGAGGAGAAUGAGGUGUCGCUCUCUCAUGAAUCUGAAAACAAAACUGACGAAUUUCUUCAUGAUCAUCCGCACAAUUUUUAUGGAAAACCAACGAAAUUCGACAUUCACGUGGAUGACAAAGCAAAUUAUCAGAUCGAGCCUACAAGGAUGGCCAACGUUACUGCUAAUCCAAUUGAAAUAAAUUCAACGAUCGAUCACUUUCUACCAAAUUCGAGCGAAUGCAGAGGAAAGCUUACAGUCUCCUGUAUACGGAAGGACUUUUCGAACUUUUUAGAUCAACUUUCGAGGGUUGACACCUAUAACGUAACGGAAUCUGUACAAAUUGUAAAAAAUCCUGAGGCAAACCUACCCGCGUGUGACGAUCGAAAGAGAGACGUUGAUCCGAAUUUGAAUCUUCUGGACAAGGUUCAUCAUUAUGCCAGGACACACGUGAUGAAGAUACGGCUGAACAAGGAUCUGAAUCUCGCCAGCAAAGCCAGGACGUUCUUCGGUUCCGUGUUUCAGGGAAAGAGUACCUUUUUAACAGGAUUCGGGCUUGGUUUUCUAGCAUUUGGUCUCAAGAAGCUCUUGCUACCCUUGUUCUUCGGCGUACAGAUACUUAAGAGCGUGCUACUUGCUCUCUUCCUACCAAGUAUCAUUGGCAGCAUUGGUAAUAUCGUUGGAAAAGGUGUUUCCUCCUUCGCACAAUCUUCGCAUGCCGCACCUGUGGCGGGAUCGGAAGAAAGUUUCGAGUUCAAAGAUAAUGCUGAUCUUUAUAACGACGAUUAUCUGACGCGACAACCAGUAGGCACGUUACCAGCCUCCGCCAUGUAUGACGAGAGCAUGAUGCAGACGCAAAAAACUCCAGAUAUUGCAUCUCGCUACGGAUUCGUUGAUUCGAGAAUAUCUCACGCGAAUGCACUUUCGGAUCGUUAUUACACGCGACACGUGGCUGCUCACGGACUUUCUAAGAAACAGGAUUUUAAGGUCUUCCACGAGAUCCCGACGAGUUCUUUGCUUUUGACGAACUACGACCCGUUCUACUCGCCCCUGCUGUCACGUCUGGACGCCGUUUUCUCUCGUCUCGGCCACAAUACGGAAGGCUGCAGGGAGUACGCGGUGUGCGCGAUGUAUCGAAGUCCCGCGCGUUACGCGCCAUACUCGAAUCUGGUCUCCGCUCAGCUAUCUAGAGAGCUGAACGAAUUGAGGAAACCCAGUAGCGACAAUCCCGACGUUCUGCGGUUCUUCAGAUACAUGAAGGCCGCCAAGGACGGUCAGGACGGCGUCAAGUGCGAAGAGAUCUAUGCGAAUUGUGCGAACGCUCGUGAAGAUCAAAGCUUGAAGCAAAAUCAAGCGAUGCUCGCGACGUACCAAGAUAUUAACAAGCUCGUACAAGCGAGAAAGAUUUGAGAACGUCCUAACUUACUUUCGUUAUUGCUCUUAAUAAUCGCAAAUGCGAAGGAGAAAGGAAGCUUCUCACAUCGUUUCGUGCGAGCUUUAGUAACAGUGGCCUAUAGUUCUGAUUGGAUGCACUAGUGCAAUCGCUGAAAAGUUUUAGCGUUUGCUCUAAUGAUUGAACAUUCGUUCAUAGAUAUUGCGCGUAAGUAAAGUAAGGUAUUCUUAGUGGUGGAUUACUACGGUCGCACGAAGCACACUCGUACGAGGCUUCGAGAUGCAAAGUUUCGCUUUUUCUUUCUUCCAAAAUUAACUAUUUAUUAACUUUUAUACUAAAUUGUAGCAUAAAAAAUAUUUAAAUUUUCAAAAAUGUUUUAAAUUUUAGGUUGCACCUUAGACAAAAGAAUCGGAAAUUGAUUUGCGUUUGAAGCUCUCGAGACAGUCUUAAUCCGCCAUUAUUCGAACCUUCAACUUCUGUAACUAAACUGUAAGCUCUUGAUGUACCAUACACAGUUUCCUGAAUUAUCGUUUGUAGACUCGAUGUCGAUAUUAAGUAUAGCAGCAUGUAAAUAUAUAAUAAAAUCUCAUAAUUAUUAUUGAUUAUUGCUGCAAAAAUUUAGAUUUUAAUUUAUAAUAAUUGGAAUUAAAUAAUAAU